AUGGCCCCACCCUGUUCAAUUGUAGACAUUUACCAUGCCCCGCCAAUCAAGGGUCUAGAAUCAGCCAAAUUAUCUAUGAAGAGAAUUCUCGAUGCUUUAAAUGAUGAAAAAAUCAGGGUUAUUGGCAUAUAUGGCAUGCGGGGAGUAGGAAAAACUACCCUCGUGAGAAAUGUGAACAACCAUCUAAAAGGGACACUAAAUUUCAGUAGAGUCAUAAUGGUGGCAGUGUCCAAGGAAGUGGACCUGAAAAGGGUCCAAAAUGACAUUGCAAAGCGAUUGGGCCUGGAUCUCAAGGACGAAAGCGUAUCUCGUAAAGCGACUCAACUCAUGAAGAGACUGAUGGAAGAGGAGAAGUUCCUCAUCAUCUUUGACGAUCUAUGGGCUAGAAUCGAGCAGGCCAAUGUGGGUAUUCCUUCUAGUGAGCACCACAAAGCUUUUAAGAUCAUAUUCACUUCACGGAGUGAAGAUGUUUGCAGAAAAAUGGAGGCCGACUUCAAGAUCAGGGUGGAACUGCUCUCCAAAGACGAGUCGUGGAAAUUGUUUAAAGCGAAAGCAGGCAAGGUUGUUGAUUAUCCUACAUUGCAUACUGUGGCAGAGAUGGUUGCUAAUGAAUGUCGUGGUCUGCCAUUGGCAAUUGUGACAGCUGGAAGGGCGUUGAAUGAUGAGAAGAGCUUCAGAGUGUGGAAUCAUGCAUUGUCGGAAUUGAAGAAGUCCGCCCCUAAGAACAUCAGAGGCAUGGAGCAAGAGGUGUAUCGAUCCCUAAAAUUAAGCUACGAUCAUUUGCAAACUGAGGAGUUAAAGUUGUGCUUCUUGUUUUGUAGUCUGUUUCCAGAAGACUACGAAAUUGAUGCAGAUCAAAUGAUUAGAUGUUGGAUGGGUGAAGGGUUUCUAGAGGAUGUUGAAACAUUGGAGGAAGUUCUGAACAAGGGACAUACAUUGGUUGAAAAAAUCAAAGCUGCAUGCUUGUUAUUAGAUUGUGACAAAGAAGGGUAUGUAAUGAUGCACGACAUAGUUCGAGACAUGGCCAUUUCAAUUGUGUCUAAUGAUGAUUCCUAUAAAUUCUUUGUCAGAGUGGGAUUGGCAUUGAAAGAAUGGCCAAAAGUGGACCGGUGGGAAGAAUACAAGAGGAUUUCGGUGAUGCAAAACGAGAUCGAAAUGCUACCUGAGAGGUUGGAAUGUCCUGAACUGUUAACGUUGAUGAUGCAGGAAAAUGACAAUUUUAGCAAAAUACCAGAUCGGUUCUUUGAAGGUGCAAAAUCACUUCGUGUUUUGGACCUUGGUAGAACUUUUAUCACGCGACUGCCAUCAUCAAUGUCAUAUUUGUUGAAUCUACGGGAACUUUGCCUACAAGGAUGCUUGCAUUUGGAAAUAAAAGGUUUGUCACCACUCAGGUCACUGAAAGGACUUGAAUCUCUUUAUCUUUCACGAAGCGCAAUCAGCGAAUUGCCAGCUGGAAUAGGUGAAUUGGCCAAUUUAAGGCGUUUGGACCUAUCCUUCAAUCCGAGCCUUAAAAUUCUGCCAGCAAAUGUAAUAACGAAGCUGACUCGUCUGGAAGAACUAAAGAUGGUCUUAAGCUUUACAGGGUGGGAAGCUGCAGGGACAAGAAGGUGGGGCAAAAGCAAUGCUUCUUUAGCCGAAGUCGCAUCUUUGAGACAGCUGAGUUGUUUGUGCCUUGACAUAGUAGAAGCAGGCAGUUUUCAGCAAGAUAUCAUAUCUAAAUCUUGGGAAAAAUUGGAGAGGUUUUGCUUCCGAAUAGAUCAGUUAGAGUAUGAUUCUAAUGUCUUUGAUGACUUGAGAAGUCACCGUCGAAUGAUGAUCAUUGAUGGUCACAAGUCCGUACCUCAAUGGGCUAAGAUUUUGUUCCCAAGAACAACCUUCCCACAGCUAUAUUAUCGUAAGGGCCUAACAACAAUCUCUGGACUAGAUACAGAUAAGACAGUGGCGGUCAGUUUUGAAAGUUUAGAAUAUCUUGAAAUCUAUAAAUGCCUAGAGAUGGAAUACGUGCUAGAUGGAGAGGGCACCACGGAGAAUAUGUUACAAAAUAUUGUCUUUGAUGACGAAUCUCUUCCAGAAAGAACGUUUCAAAAUCUAAGGUACGUCAAAGUGGUGGAAUGCGACAAGAUGAACAAUGUAUUCACAUCCAGUUUAUUGCAAUGUUUGCAAAAUCUAACCAACCUAGAGGUGUAUAACUGUGGAAAAAUGGAGUAUGUGCUUAUGGGUGCAACAGUAGGGUCACGACAGGAAAAUAUGCUUCCGAAACUCAAAACUAUGCAUCUUGAGGGUCUACCGAAGCUGAGAAGUAUCUGGAUGGGAUCAGUUGCACCGCUCCAAAAUGUCUGAUGCUUGAGCUUUGUUAAAUGUAAUGCAUUGAAAGUGGCCCUCUCAUCGACUCUAGCAAAGGGGCUACCUAAUAUGGUAGAGUUUCAUGUACACAAUUGUGAUGGAGUUGAGGUGAUAAUAUCCCAAGCAGAUGGGGUGGUCGAUAAGGGAAUGCUGCCCCAUUUAACAUUCUUGGAGUUACGUGGCCUGCCGAAACUGGGACAUAUAUGUGAAGGGGUGUUGGACUGGCAAUCAUUGGAAGAGAUCGCAGUGAAAGAGUGUUUAAGUUUGAAGAAGCUCCUCCUGGAUGCACGAAGUGCGCCCUGCUUACGGUGGGUCAGAGGAACAAAGAGGUGGUGGGAUGGGCUGGAAUGGGCCAAAGAGCAUGCCAAGGCCCACUUUCAGCCAAUGUUUAGAGACGUCGACAUCCAUCCUCGAGCAUUUCACGGGCUUUGCUACUACUUCCUACCGGACGAAGUGAGUGGUAUGGUACAAACCACAAUGGUCUAGUUAUAAAGAAUAUGGGCUUGAUCACCCCACCUGGGAUUAUGUUCAACCCCAUCUACAAACACUAAGUUGGCGCAUGUUAUAAGCAUCCAAGUUGUUCAUUAUGUGGACCCUGCUGUG
This is a messenger RNA of Magnolia sinica, 2946 nucleotides long. RefSeq names its product probable disease resistance protein At4g27220. NCBI's taxonomy places the organism in Eukaryota, Viridiplantae, Streptophyta, Magnoliopsida, Magnoliales, Magnoliaceae. The record is from RefSeq and is a predicted model, not a curated record. Gene Ontology annotation, molecular function: protein binding; ADP binding; ATP hydrolysis activity. The transcript has 2 exons. The coding region runs from base 1 to 2340 and encodes 779 amino acids.